GUGGCCAUGGACCAUUCAUAAGUCCAAAAUUUCGGAGACGGAAGGGAGAAUAGUCUCUCUAAACCAGAACAACAAAAGGAAAAUCAAAAUCCCAGAUUGGAAGAGAUGGGUAAUCUAUUCGUGAAGAAGCCCAAGAUCACUGACGUCGAUCGAGCGAUUCUUUCCCUCAAGACACAGCGACGUAAGCUCGCCCAAUAUCAACAACAGCUUGAUGCAGUCAUUGAAGCAGAAAAGCAAGCUGCGAGAGACUUGAUUCGUGAAAAGAAAAAGGAAAGAGCCUUGUUAGCAUUGAAGAAGAAAAAAGCACAAGAAGAAUUAUUGAAGCAAGUUGAUACCUGGCUUAUUAAUGUUGAGCAACAAUUGGCAGAUAUUGAACUGGCAAGCAAGCAGAAAGCUGUUUUUGAUAGUUUGAAGGCUGGUAAUAAUGCAAUUAAAGCUAUUCAAAGUGAGAUAAACCUGGAGGAUGUUCAAAAACUAGUGGAUGAUACCGCUGAAGCGAAAGCUUAUCAAGAUGAAAUUAAUGCCAUAUUGGGGGAGAAAUUAUCAGCAGAAGAUGAAGAAGAAGUAUUGGCGGAAUUUGAGAACUUGGAAAGUCAGAUCAACCUUCAAGAUCUGCCUGAUGUUCCCACUUCAAUACAAUCUCCUGAAGAACAUGAUGAGAAGUUGGACCUUCCAGAUGUGCCAACCAAAGCACCAGUUGCACCUGAAGUGAUUGCCGAUGAUGCUGAAGUAUCCACGAAGAGGAAAGUCAUGGAGGAACCGUUGCCAGCUUGAUUGGGAAAAACAUGGAAUCAACAUUGACAUUGCCAUCACGUCAAGCUUUUACCAACUUCAAUGGACAAUCUUCUUGUAACCUGCGUCAAGUACUGUCUUAUUCAGUCAGUUUUUUAUGGAUCCUUGCAAUUGUAUAGAUUUUAAUUUGGGUUUCAACUUUCGCGACAUUGGAUUGUACAGAUCUGUAUCUUUACAACAUUCUUGGAAUCUUCGUGCAUAAAGGUAUUGCAAAGUACUGGUCACCUGAUCAAUUAUACUCCAUUCAUGUUUCUUGGUUA
This is a messenger RNA of Juglans regia (Persian walnut), 1052 nucleotides long. Its product is annotated as vacuolar protein sorting-associated protein 20 homolog 2-like. Bases 106 to 774 code for a protein of 222 amino acids. NCBI's taxonomy places the organism in Eukaryota, Viridiplantae, Streptophyta, Magnoliopsida, Fagales, Juglandaceae. The transcript is spliced from 6 exons. Gene Ontology annotation, cellular component: multivesicular body; ESCRT III complex. Gene Ontology annotation, biological process: vesicle budding from membrane; late endosome to vacuole transport via multivesicular body sorting pathway. The record is from RefSeq and is a predicted model, not a curated record.